AUGCCUCCUCCUGUUCAAUCGGCCUACAAGCGUAUCUCUCAGCCCAAAGCCGGCGAGAAUGGAUAUAAAGAGUGUCAAUGCGGUCAAUCCGAAGUUCUACCCGCCGGUUGGAAUGGCUUCAACGCAAAGCCCCUGAAGUCAGAUAUCCAGAUUGACCACGAUGUUGAAAUUGUUAUGCGAGACGGAGUCCGCCUGUAUGCGGAUGUCUAUCGACCAGUCAAUGCAACCGAAAAGAUCCCAGCGGUGCUAAGCUGGUCAUUUUACGGGAAGAAGUACAGUGCCCUCGAUAUGCUUCCAAUGUGCGUUUGGAACUGCUGCGUCCCACGAUCCGAUCUUAGUGGCCUGGAGAAAUUCGAAGGCCUUGAUCCCGAGCACUGGUGCGCUCGCGGAUACGCAAUUAUCAGCGUCGACACCCGCGGUGCAGGCCAUAGCGACGGUCAGAUUUGCGUGAUGGGUACACAGGAUGCUGAGGAUGGAUACGAUGUGGUGGAAGCUCUCGCGAAGAUGGAUUGGUGUAAUGGAAGUGUUGGCAUGGCCGGCAAUUCUGCACUUGCAAUCUCACAGUGGUUUAUUGCGGCCCAGCAACCUCCAUCCUUGAAGGCCAUUGCGCCCUGGGAAGGGUCAGGGGAUAUUUUCCGCGAGCAAUUCUGCCGUGGAGGUUGGUUCUCCAUGAGCAACUUUGACUUGAUUGCCAAGGCUAUUGUGCGAGGUCCGGAGACUUCAGGUCUUGAGGAUUUCGAAGAAAUGUAUCGUCGCUCACCUGUAUCAAGCCCCUUCUGGGAAGACAAGCGAGUUGACAUGUCUCGAGUGACCUGUCCAGUCUUCAUCCGAGGAUCAGAUGUUAGCUCCAUUCACACUAUGGGCUCUGUCCGGGGGUAUUUGGAGGUCCCUCAUUCGAACAAAUGGAUUCAAUGGGGUAGCAAGCAAGAGUGGUAUGAGUUGUAUAGCAUACCAGAAUCCAUGCACGAGCUAGGACUCUUCUUUGACCGAUAUCUGAAAGGCAAAGAUAACAACUGGGAGGAAACACCCAAAGUUCGAUGGUCGGCACUGCAGUUUGGAGAUCGUGAGGCGAUCGACGACAUUGUUCUUGACGAUUUCCCAGCUCCCAACACGGAAUACCGACACUUUUUCUUUGGAGACAACAAGAGUCUCACGGAAAGUGCACCUUCGACCUAUCAAAAGGUCUCGUAUGACUCCGAGGACCGCUGUAGUGUUGGCGAAUUCAACUACACAUUCGAAAGGGCAAGCCGACUGAUUGGUCUGCCCAAAGCUGUGCUUUACAUGUCCUGCGAGGACCGCGACGAUUUCACUGUCUUCGUGAUCUUGCGUAAGAAGGACAAGAAUGGUAAAGACUUGAUGCACCUCAACUUCCCAUCCCACGCAACACCGGUCAAGUCGAUCGACGAGAUUCCAGAAGCAGAACAGGCGAGCCUGAAUCUCCAUUUGGGGUCCGUAGGUAUCUUGCGGGCCUCACAUCGGGAGAUUGAUUCCUCUAGGAGUAUUCAUCCUCAAUUUCCUUUCCACCCUCAUACGCGGCAAGACAAGGUGGCGCCCGGUACAGUUGUGAAGCUGGAGAUCGGAAUCUGGGCAAUGGGCAUGGACUUUGACGAGGGCGAAUCCAUCAGCGUGCGGGUUGGGGGUCAGUAUCCCAGUAUUGCGGAGUAUAAAUCGUUUUCGAAGCCCAGACCAGAGCAUGAGCUCAAUCGGGGCAGACAUGUUAUCCAUUGUAGCGAGGAAUAUCCUAGCUCCGUCAUUCUGCCCUUUAUCUGA
Molecule: messenger RNA, 1770 nt
Organism: Penicillium nucicola
Lineage: Eukaryota; Fungi; Ascomycota; Eurotiomycetes; Eurotiales; Aspergillaceae
Product: CocE/NonD family hydrolase
Exons: 2
Coding region: 1-1770 (589 amino acids)
Molecular function (GO): dipeptidyl-peptidase activity
Source: RefSeq, a predicted model, not a curated record